Molecule: messenger RNA, 633 nt
Organism: Talaromyces marneffei
Lineage: Eukaryota; Fungi; Ascomycota; Eurotiomycetes; Eurotiales; Trichocomaceae
Exons: 2
Coding region: 1-633 (210 amino acids)
Molecular function (GO): nucleotide binding
Source: RefSeq, a predicted model, not a curated record
AUGGCCAUCAAUACCAUAUCAACACCAUCAUCAACAACAAACACAAAACAGCUCAGAUUCCUCGUCAUCGGCGCCGGUUCUCGUGGCCACCGCUACGCCGAAGCCGUCACAGAAUCAACCUCAGCUCUCAUUCACGCUGUAGCCGAGCCACGGUCUUACAACCGACAAGAAUUCGGCGAAUGUUUCAUCUGGGGCAGCAACAAGCCAAGCGAUGGACAAGAAUUCACCGACUGGCGCGAUUGGCUGAAAUGGGAACAGGAACGUCGACAAGCCGUUGCUGAGGGACAAGAGAAUGUGCCAGUCGGGGUUGAUGGGGUCUUUGUCUGCGCCCUGGACGAGAUGCACGUUGAGAUCAUGUGCGCAAUCGCACCUUUAAAUCUACAUGUAUUAUGCGAAAAGCCCCUUGCGACAUCCUUGCAUGACUGUCUUGCUAUCUACCGCGCAUUCGUGCCUGAACACAAAAAAGAUACCGGACCCUCAAAAGUCUUCUCAAUCGGGCACGUUCUCCGCUACAGCCCACACAACAUGCGCCUACGCCAACUCCUCCUCGAAGAACGCGCAAUCGGCGAUGUCCUACGUACGCGGAAACUGGCGGCGCGAGACGGCCGCUGGCGUGGGCUCACUGCUCACUAA